GUGGCCGCUCCCUUUUUUGCCUCCUCUUUGCGUCAUGUCGGGCACUUGAUUUUUUUUUUUUUUUUUAAAUCCCUCCUUUAGCGGGUUCCACCUUCCACCUCCUCUUUCCUUUCCCAGGUUGACUCCCCCCCCCAUCCCCGUCUUCUCUGAGCUUGUCCAUGAGCCUCCUCGGGAGCUACCGGAAAAAGACCAGCAACGAUGGUUAUGAAUCUUUGCAGCUGGUGGACAGUAACGGGGACUUAAGUGCGGGGAGCGGCGGGGGUGGCGGCAAGCAGAGAGUGAACACCGCGGCAGCGGCGGCGCGGAGUCCCGCCCGGCAGCCUCCGGACCGCGCCAGCACCAUGGACAGCUCAGGUGCCUCGUCUCCAGACAUGGAGCCCAGCUAUGGGGGAGGUCUUUUUGACAUGGUGAAAGGAGGAGCAGGGAGGCUGUUCAGUAACCUCAAGGACAACUUGAAAGACACCCUCAAAGACACAUCUUCUAGAGUUAUACAAUCGGUGGCCAGCUACACAAAGGGAGAUUUAGACUUCACUUAUGUUACCUCCAGAAUUAUUGUGAUGUCCUUUCCCCUGGACAAUGUUGACAUAGGAUUCAGGAAUCAGGUUGAUGACAUUCGGAGCUUUUUGGAUUCCAGACAUCUUGAUCACUACACAGUCUACAAUCUGUCACCCAAGUCUUACCGAACUGCCAAGUUUCACAGCAGGGUCUCAGAAUGCAGUUGGCCCAUUAGGCAGGCUCCCAGUCUGCACAACCUCUUUGCUGUGUGUCGGAAUAUGUAUAAUUGGCUGCUACAGAAUCCCAAAAACGUCUGUGUUGUCCACUGCUUGGAUGGACGGGCGGCAUCGUCAAUUCUGGUUGGUGCUAUGUUCAUUUUCUGUAAUCUCUACUCUACUCCUGGCCCUGCUAUUCGAUUGCUGUAUGCGAAGCGACCAGGAAUUGGACUGUCACCAUCCCACAGGAGGUACCUGGGCUAUAUGUGUGACUUACUAGCAGACAAGCCCUAUCGCCCUCACUUCAAGCCUCUCACGAUCAAGUCCAUCACUGUCAGUCCCAUACCCUUUUUCAACAAACAGAGAAACGGAUGUCGCCCUUACUGUGAUGUACUGAUUGGAGAAACCAAAAUAUAUACAACCUGCACAGAUUUUGAACGAAUGAAAGAAUACCGGGUCCAAGAUGGAAAAAUCUUCAUUCCCCUGAACAUCACUGUGCAAGGAGAUGUGGUUGUCUCCAUGUAUCACUUGAGGUCAACCAUUGGAAGCCGGCUGCAAGCUAAGGUGACCAAUACACAGAUAUUCCAGCUUCAGUUUCAUUCUGGAUUCAUACCUCUGGACACAACAGUAUUAAAGUUCACCAAGCCUGAGUUAGAUGCAUGUGAUGUACCAGAAAAAUACCCUCAGCUAUUUCAGGUGACGCUGGAUGUAGAACUACAGCCCCAGGACAAAGCGGUAGACUUAACCCCACCAUGGGAGCAUUACUGUACAAAAGAUGUCAACCCCAGUAUCCUCUUCUCUUCUCACCAGGAGCAUCAAGAUACUCUGGCCUUAGGAGGACAGGCUCCAGCAGAUCUCCCUCCAGACAACCCCAGGAAUUUGGGGCAAAGUGGCUUCUUUGCCUCUCUCUGUUGGCAAGAUCAGAAAUCAGAGAAAUCAUUUUGCGAGGAGGAUCAUGCUGCCCUAGUGAAUCAGGAGAGCGAGCAAUCCGACGAUGAACUUCUGACCCUUUCUAGUCCACAUGGCAAUGCCAAUGGUGACAGACAUCAUGGCGCCAAGAAGCCCAGCAAAAAGCAGCAGGAGCCAGCCGCUCCACCACCCCCUGAGGAGGUGGACCUUCUGGGUCUAGAAGGUUCUGAUGUGAGUAAGAACUUCUCUCCACCGGCAGCGCCUCCCUCCAAUUCUGAACUACUGAGUGACCUGUUUGGGGGUGGAGGUGCAGCUGCUCCUGCCCAGGCUGGACAGUCAGGGGUGGAAGAUGUGUUUCACCCUAGUGGACCUGCAUCCACCCAGUCGACACCACGCCGUUCCGCAGCCUCAGCCUCCGCAUCGCCAACCCGACGACUGGGAGAAGGUACCACCUUUGACCCAUUUGGAGCACCUUCUAAACCAUCAGGUCCAGAUUUGCUGGGUUCUUUUCUGAGCACAUCCAAUGCCUCCAGUGACCCCUUUCUUCAGCCCACGAGAAGCCCUUCACCUACAGUGCAUGCUUCUAGCACCCCUGCUGUGAAUAUUCAGCCAGAUGUCUCUGGAGGUUGGGACUGGCAUGCUAAACCAGGAGGUUUUGGGAUGGGAAGCAAAUCAGCUGCCACCAGCCCAACAGGAUCCUCACAUGGCACUCCUACCCAUCACAACAAGCCCCAGACUUUGGAUCCUUUUGCUGACCUUGGGACACUAGGUAGCUCUUCAUUUGCCAGCAAACCCACUACACCAACUGGGUUGGGUGGAGGAUUUCCACCUCUCAGCUCACCACAGAAAGCAUCUCCCCAGCCCAUGGGUGGAGGAUGGCAGCAGGGAAGUAGCUAUAGCUGGCAGCAGCCACAGUCCAAGCCACAGGCCAGCAUGCCACACUCCUCUCCCCAGAACCGACCCAACUACAACGUGAGCUUCUCAGCUGCACCUGGAGGCCAGAGUGAGCGUGGGAAAGGAUCAACUAAUUUGGAAGGGAAACAAAAAGCAGCUGAUUUUGAGGACCUGCUGUCUAGUCAAGGUUUCAAUGCCCACAAAGACAAAAAGGGACCUCGAACAAUAGCUGAGAUGAGAAAGGAGGAAAUGGCUAAGGAAAUGGAUCCUGAGAAAUUAAAGAUUCUGGAAUGGAUAGAAGGCAAAGAGAGAAAUAUCAGAGCCCUUCUUUCUACAAUGCACACUGUGCUAUGGGCUGGGGAGACCAAGUGGAAACCAGUGGGCAUGGCAGACCUGGUGACACCGGAGCAGGUGAAGAAAGUGUACAGGAAAGCUGUGCUGGUGGUGCAUCCAGAUAAAGCUACUGGGCAACCCUAUGAACAAUAUGCAAAGAUGAUUUUCAUGGAGUUAAAUGAUGCCUGGUCUGAAUUUGAAAACCAAGGCCAAAAGCCCUUGUAUUAAUUUGUGAGCUUUUCUAUCUUGGCUGCAGACCUUUGUUAAUGCUUAGUGUGUAUCACAAUUCUGAGGUUUUCACAGAUGAACCAAAAAUACCAAUAACAUAUUUCCAGUACUAAACUAACUGUCAAAUUACUCAUGAAUUAGUUUCUCAUGAUAUAAAGAAUGUGGAUGUUUGGUUUUUCAAAGUCCCUGCCAUAAAAAGAUCCAAAGCAUGAAAGGAACUUUAAGUGAGAUGAUCUUGCAGGGAUACAACAUUCCAGCCUGCCCUUUGGGGCGCCUACUCAGCAUUUUGCCUGGGGAAUGGAAAAUUGAGGCCACCAAAGGUAAAGGCAUCACUCCAUCUCACUGUCUGAGAGUAAAAUUAAUGAACAAAAGUGAAAUAGAAUUACUUGGAUUUCUUGAUAGUUUUAAAGAAAGUUUUAAUUUCUCUUGGAAAUACAUAAUUUGAGUGAUGGCUUUACAAAACUUCCAGGAACAGAAUCACCAAGUAUUUUUUUAAAAUGGAAAUUUACUAUGGCCUUCAUCAUAACAGUGUAUGUGUCUUUUGGUUAAGGGCACUAACAGCUAUAAAUGAUGUUAGAUUGAGGGAAGGGAUUAUGCUAUAUUCCAGUGAUUGCCACCCACUCUUCUUGGAUAAGAUACAAUUUAGUGCAAAUGUUGGCUAAAGAAAAUAGGGAUUGUGAAGCUAUAGAAAUCUUUAUUUCUAUCAGGAUGUUGGGCUGUUCUCUUCCUGUCCCUUUAGAAAACUGUAGUUGAUUAAAGAAAAAAUUUUAAUGCUAUCACAACUCCAAACCUGGUUUGAAAGACCCUCCUAAUUUUUCCAUAAGACUUAAUGUUUUUCUUUACUUAGCCAAGAAAACAUUCUUAACUGAAAACAGAUUGUAAAGCAGUUUGGCCCAUUCACGAUUUGUCAGGACCAAUAGCUAGUAUGGACUUGGUAAACACCAAGUUUGUGAGUGGUUGUCAUAAGAACAGCCCUGAUACUGUUGAGUAGAAGAGAACUGUCGUGGGAAGUAAGCUGCAUGCCCCUCAACAGAGUCACGGAGCUUGGGAUUUGCUUUGAGGAACCAGGUCCCCUCUUCUCCUCUGGUGAAUCUGGAUCCUUUGGAUUAUUGCAGUGGGGUUUAUGGUUUUAAAAGUAGCUGUGGGUCCAUAGGAGCAGCAUUCACAUAGGGACCUUUGGGAAAACAAAGCAAGAAUGAAACUUUUCCAGACCUCAGACUGGCUGGAUCUCAGCUCAGUGCUUUGGCAGCUUCUCAUUUGGAGGAGUCAUCUGUUUGCUCUUCUGUGAUUUCAGUAGAUUCUUGGUGAGCACGUGCACAAGGCAGAUGGGCAAGAAGAUUUUCAUGCUGGUCUUUAAAAGUUUAUGAUCAAUUGUUGUGAAAGCUUUCAAAAAUUGUUUUUAAAAGACAAUCAUUGGGUUUUUUUGUUUGUUUGUUUGUUUCUGUCUUAAGUUUGUUGUGGCAAACUGUACUGGAAAAGCAGCAUGUCAAAAAUACUUUAGGUUCUACACAAAUCUCUCUC
Marmota flaviventris (yellow-bellied marmot) is the source of this 4595-nucleotide messenger RNA. NCBI's taxonomy places the organism in Eukaryota, Metazoa, Chordata, Mammalia, Rodentia, Sciuridae. The record is from RefSeq and is a predicted model, not a curated record.